This is a messenger RNA of Phycodurus eques (leafy seadragon), 2910 nucleotides long. Its product is annotated as zinc finger protein 771-like. Gene Ontology annotation, biological process: regulation of transcription by RNA polymerase II. The record is from RefSeq and is a predicted model, not a curated record. Gene Ontology annotation, molecular function: RNA polymerase II cis-regulatory region sequence-specific DNA binding; DNA-binding transcription factor activity. Bases 1 to 1179 code for a protein of 392 amino acids. The transcript has a single exon. Lineage: Eukaryota; Metazoa; Chordata; Actinopteri; Syngnathiformes; Syngnathidae.
AUGGGGCCGUCCAACUCGACAAAGCCGCAUAAAUAUUGGGAACAAAUUAUAUUCGACCCGUGUGUGUUUGUCUUCUUGUGUCUUGCAGACGUUGUGGAAAAUCUUUGUCCAGAGCGGCAGGAGUCAGAUUCCCCCCACAUUAAAGAGGAAGAGGAGGAUGGAGAGGUUCAACAAAUCAAAGAGGAGGAGGAAGAGUUCGUACACAUUAAAGAGGAAGAGCAGGAGGAAAUCAUCAAGAUUCCUUUGACUGGGGUCCUUUUGAAGAGUGAAUAUCAAAGUCAAAGUGAGGAAAACCGAGGGGUGGAGCCUCCCAGUAGCAGCUCAAGUCAACACAUGACAACAGAAGGUGAUGGAGACCACUGUGGAGAAUCACAAGCAGAGGGACUGUUAGCUCCACUAUCAGAUAGUGACGAGACAACGUCACACUCUUCUGACUAUGAUGAUGGUGAUGAUAAAGAACAGUCGGAACGUAAUAUGACAUGUCACACUGAUCUCAAAUGCUGGAAAUGUUCUAAGUGUGGGAAAACUUUUGCUUCUAAGAGCAAUUUGAAACAGCACAUAAAAUUACACACUGGAGAGAAGCCUUUUGCCUGUUCCGACUGUGGUAAAAGAUUCACUGUAAAGGGUAAGUUAAUAUCACACUCAAGAACCCACACUGGAGAGAAACCUUUUGCCUGCUCAGUUUGUGGUCAAAGAUUCUCUCAGAAGGGUACCUUAAAAAGUCAUACAAGAACACACACUGGGGAGAAACCUUUUUGCUGCUCAGUUUGUGGUCAAAGAUUCUCUGAAAAGGGACACUUAAAAAGUCAUACAAGAACCCACACUGGGGAGAAACCAUUCACCUGCUUAAUUUGUGGUCAAAGAUUCUCUGAGAACGGAACCUUAAAACGUCAUAGAAGAACACACACUGGGGAGAAACCUUUUGCCUGUUUAGUUUGUGACCAAAGAUUCUCUGAGAAGGGAACCUUAAAACGUCACACACGAACCCACACUGGGGAGAAACCUUUUUCCUGCUCAGUUUGUGGCAAAGGAUUCGCUCAGAAGGGAAACUUCAAAAGUCACACAAGAACACACACUCGAAAGGAACCCUUUGUUUGCUCAGUUUGUGGCCAAAGAUUCUCUCAUAAGUAUCUGGCUAAGAAUCACAAGUGUGUUUAUGACAAUAGCAGUGAUCAAUGAAGGUUCUGCCUCUCAUCUGAGCAGGCUUCAUAAUUUCAUGCACCAAGGAUGAUUGUAUUCUAAUGUACCUUCUUAAAGGCCUCUAGUGGAAAAGUGUUGAAAAUUAGCACUCGUGCUAAAACACUUGUAGCACUAUAUCUGCUUUGUCAAAUGUUUUUGUGAUGUGCAUAUCAAAAAAUGAAACGAUUUACUCAAAUAGACUGAGAAAACUUUGACUCUUUGCAUAUGUGAUCAGGAAUUUAAUGGAAAUACUUUUUGUAAUGUAUAGUCGUGGUCUGAGGGCGUGGGUUCUCCGGGGACGGAAACCACUUAGGCUUUCUAAGUUUCACCUGUGGCUCAAUGUGAGAGCCUGGGAAGAAACACCGCUUGGCAAGAUGUUUGAUUAGAUGGCGACUGGGAAAAUAAAUUAUGAAAAGAGAGGUACUGCAGGCUAGAGUGCAAAAGAAACGAGCAUAUGCAGAGUUUGCAAGGGUGUGGAACCAGCAGAGAGGGAAACAGUGGAGGAAAAUUAAAAGCAAUAAGAAACGAGCGGAACAAAAAAAUGAGGGGUAACUGUUGGAUACAAAAAGAGUCAUAACAUUCAUUGCAGGGGUAAUAAAUGCAACAAUGGAAUACAAUAAAAAAAACAAUACAGAAUAUAACAAGAGUAGCAGAAAAUCCUCUUGACAUAAAACAGCUAAUAUGGGAGGAGUUGAGGGAUGAUCUCAGUGCUCAGGCCAGCCGAGAGACAUCGAAUUAAGGGUAACAAAAUAUUUUACAUGGUGAUAUUGAUCGAUACAUACUGUAGAUAGAUAGUUACAGUGUGUGUUGAGACUGAAGACAUUUAUUUCAUGAUCCUAAUUUUAGUUUCUAAGAGAAAAAAGAACGAAAAAGACAAGUUACGUUUCGUUUGCUCAUACCCAUAUGCCAGCACAGUAGUUGGUGACAAUGCAUCCUAAAACGUUAAAAGCCAUCUGGCGCCAAACAAAACAAAGAAGAAGAAGAAGAAUGUGAGAGCCUGCGGCUGAAGGUGAUGGGGGAAGUUGACGAACAUGAGGUUUGCAAAGACGGGAGGGUGUGUCUGGUAAGCAAAGCGCAAGGACGGUGGGCGGGCAAGCUGGAAGACAACGACGCUGUAACAGCAAGGUGACGGUUGUGAAUUUACCAGUGCUGUACCUAUGCGCUGUGUUUUGUGUUCAUAUGUGGGGGUGGGAGGGGUGGAUCUUGUAAAUAUCUUGCCAUGUAAUAUUCUCUUUUAAUUUCUGUAAACCACUUUGUGUUGCAUUUUAAUAUAUGAGCAGUGCUAUAUGGAUAAACUUGAUUUGAUUUGAGGGCCACACCAACAUGCAAACAUCAAUUCUGCUCAUAAAGAAUUAAAUGUCUUUUUGUAAUGCUGUAAAUUGUAUUUUGAUAAUCUGCUACCUGUGUAGUUAUGGUAUAUGUUAUGUUAGGAAAGGUAAUUUAAAAUAUAAAUAAAAUAAAUGUAUCUUUUUAAGCCCGUGUUAUUAAUAUUGUCUUGGUGGCCUGUGGCAACGGCAUAUGGUCCAGGUGCAGACGGCUCCAGCUUAUUAGGUCAUGAUGGUAUAAUUUUUAACCUGUAUGUGUAUGAAUGUCUGUGUCCUUGCAGUUGUCAAGCAGCAGGUGGGAUUGUUCUAAUUUCGUAUUUUAAUGAAUAUCAUGCACUUUGAGUUACUGUUACGCGUAUGGAAAGUGCUUACAAAUAAAGUUUGAUUGCUUGAUAAAGAUUAUUUA